Molecule: messenger RNA, 2033 nt
Organism: Paramisgurnus dabryanus
Lineage: Eukaryota; Metazoa; Chordata; Actinopteri; Cypriniformes; Cobitidae
Gene: stpg1
Product: sperm-tail PG-rich repeat containing 1
Biological process (GO): epigenetic programing of male pronucleus
Cellular component (GO): female pronucleus; germinal vesicle; male pronucleus
Molecular function (GO): histone binding; chromatin binding
Source: RefSeq, a predicted model, not a curated record
ACGCUCAAUGACCGAGAAGGACCGAAGCGGAACAUUAGACUGCAGUACCGAACGCGGCCUCCGAUACGGCAGGGGGCGCUCGUGCCGUGUCAGAGCAUCAAUCUACCGCUAACUAGCGUCAAACCAUUAGGAUUUCCUUAAAUGUAUAAAGAACGUAUGCCGAAAUUAAAAUGUUUUGUCGUGUCAUUGUUAUUAUGCAUGACUAACGUUACACACCAAACUUACACGAACUUGCCCUGUUUUAUUUGCGUUUAGCUAACUGGGUAAAUCAUGCCAUUCUUUACUCAUGCGCUCAGGUCCGUUCUACCCAAUGUUAUAUUUCUGUCCUUCCAAAAUAACAUGGCGCUCGAGAUCCCGCGCAUUCUCGUGAUUUCUCGCGCGUUUUGUCAAAGCCAAGCUUUAUUGGUACAAUAGGUAACAUUUAGAACAUUCUGUGAAUUAAAUUCUGUCUCUUUUUAUGAAUACAUAACUUAGUUCUGCACGUUUGGUUUUUGUUUAAUAUUCCCUAUGUUAAACGUGGUGUUUUGGUUCAUUUAAUAAAGGUGGAUUGUGGGGCAUUUUUUUGCGUUUAUGCACUUACAGCCAGUGGCCACUGGGCGGCGACAAAACACUGUUUUAAAAUGUAAAUAUUUGAUAAGCAUAUGAUAGUAAAAAUUAACGUUUAGUAGAAAUAAAACUUUGAAAUGGCAUGAAAACGAAAGAGAAAAACAACCAUUAAGUUAAAAUUAUUUAAUAUUUACGACUUCAAUUUACUUACGAGACAAAUUUAUUUAAAACAUGACUGCGCUAAUUUAUAGUUAUUUAUUUGAUCUUUUUUUGUAAUAUUUUAGUGUAUUAUUUGAUUCGUUAAUGUAAUUUAUUGGUUUAUGUAAACGAAUUCCUCUGAACCCACGAUUACAAUAGCAUUGCGUUUACAAGUUGCCAUGACAACACAGAGUCAGCGCGAGACAAACUGCGUUCACCUGCAACAGCAUGAAAACUACUGCACAGGAAAAGAAUGGGUAAACUACUCAAAGGACGAGAAAUAAGUGAAGGAUGUGCCUCCUCCAUUCCUACAAAGUAUCAAACAGUCAUCAUCAAUAAUGAAAAAAAGAAAGGAUUUUCUUCACAGUCAAAGAGGUUUCAAGAGCACACGAUCGAGAACCCAGGACCCGGCUCAUAUUACUCACACAUAACCACAGAGACCUGCAGUCCUUCAUUCUCAAAAAGAGGAACAGGCAGCUUUGCUUCAAAGGCUGCUCGAGUUCCCCGUAGCUUAAAGAGAGAAAACCCAGGGCCAGAUGCUUAUAACCUGCAGACGUCUUUCCUCCACCAAUACGACUUUAACAGAGGAGAAUCCAGAACGUUUCGCCUGCCAAUCGCAGUGAAGAGAGAGACACCAAAAAUACAAAAUCCUGCACCAAAUCAAUAUCACGUGUCUUAUACCAGCGUGGACAGAGAUACAACAGUUUCGGCACGGUGUGCAUUUCUCUCUAAAACGAAACGAAGCCCCAGCUUGCCUAACAACUGUAAAGGACCUUCGCCCUGCCACUAUAACGUGAAUGAUGUUUUGGUCCAGACGUCUCCUAAAGUUCCUUUCUCCUGUUUUAAAUCCACCACCGCUCGGGUCCAACCACCAACGAGGAAUGACAACCCAGGUCCCGGGACCUACAGGCCCUAUCAAACUCCUGAACCUGUGAAGAGAACCGUUCUACCAAGGAGAUGUUAUUUGGGAUUGUCAGCACCUCCUCUGAUUCCUGCUAAAGAUCCACCCCUUCCCGGCCCAGGACAUUAUGAUGUAGUCAAGUACCACGGUCCAGUUAAAUAUCCGGUGUCCAGCGCCGUCUUUCUGUCUGGGACACACAGAUGUUUACAAGAGAGUACAGAAGAGGAACUACCUGGGCCAGGUUACUAUGAACCCAAGGUCCUUUCAAAGACAUCGUUUUUGUACAAUCCUGCAAAAAACUGGAUACCGGCAUAAAGUCAUGUCAAAAGAGAGAUACUAGUAAAAAUAAAAAAUGUGCAUGUUUAGAUUUUUUACAAAGCCCUAUGAA